AUGGCUGCUGCACCGUUCAGGGUGAAGGCUCUCUUCGAGUAUACCUCGAACCACGAGGAUGACCUGCCUUUUGAGAUUGGUCAGAUCAUCACCGUCACUGAUGUUGAUGAUCCAGACUGGUAUGGUGGCGAAUACGUCGAUUCUUCCGGGGAGAAGCGGGAGGGUAUCUUCCCUCGCAACUUUGUCGAGAAGUAUGAACCAGUCGCACCACCACGACCAACAAGAACGAAGAAGAAGGAGGUAGAGCCUGCACCUCCUGCUCCUGUCCCGACUUCGCCGCCCGCCGCUACAGAACCAGAGCCAGAACCCGAAAUCGAGCCAGUACCCGAAUCAGUACCAGAACAAACCAGGCCCACGUAUGAGGAGCUUGAGGAAGAGACUCCCCUGGCCUCUCCGCCUCCUGCUGCUGAGCCGCGAUCGCCAAAAGCUCCCGCUGUUCUAGUCCCAGCUCCAAGACCAGUCGAGCCAAUCGCUCCCGCAGCACUCGUAUCAGAGCCGCCCGUCGGUGAUGUAACUGCCGAUGCCCCAGCCAAGGCUUCUGGACCUGCCCGCGGCGGCCCUCCUCCAGUAUCGGAGAAGCCGGCCAGCAGCUCUUUCAAAGAUCGCAUUGCUGCAUUCAAUAAACCUGCCGCCCCACCCAUUGCGCCAUUCAAGCCGGGCUCUCUAAGCUCCGGCAGUGGUUCUGGUUUCAUCAAGAAGCCAUUUGUUGCUCCUCCUCCAAGUAGAAAUGCCUACGUUCCGCCGCCGCGCGAAAAGCCUGCUCCCAAGGUUUAUAGAAGGGAUGAGGAUCCCGAGAUCAAGGAGAAGGAGGCCGAGAAUGCAGAAAAUGCAGCCAAGGCAGGCUUGGUAGCAAGCCCAUCCCAAGAGGUUGAGGACGAUGAUCAGCCCAAACCCAUGAGCUUGAAAGAGCGUAUGGCGCUCCUCCAGAAGCAGCAAACGGAGGCUGCUCAACGCCACGCCGAUGCUGCUGCGAAGAAGGAGAAGCCAAAACGACCACCACCAAAGAAGCGUACGGAAAGCCAGGAACCCACGGAGCGAGCUUCCAUCGAAAAUCCCGAGGUACCCUCGUUGGAACGAGACACCACAGACUCUCUGGAUGAAGCCCAACCAGCACCUCCUCCGAGGCAGCCAUUACCUGUACGAAGAAAGUCCAAGAGCGUACCCGAGGACGGCAAUGAGGCAGAUAUGUCAGGUGCUGGCGAUACCACCGAGGGGCCAGAAGAUUUGACUGAGCGCGAUGAGAGUGAUGGCCAGUCUAGACGUCUCUCGCAGGCACCUGCAAGGAAACUGCCACAGGCUGAAGCUGCCGAGGAAAAAGAAGGGUACGAGGACGAAGAAGAAGAAGGUGAGGCCGAGGAGGAGGAGGAGGAAGAUCCUGAAGUCAGACGCAGAGAGGAACUUCGCGCUAGAAUGGCCAAGAUGAGCGCCGGCAUGGGCGGAAUGGGAGGCAUGAUGGGCAUGCAUAACCCAUUCGCUGCUCCUCUUGCUUCUACUGGCCCAACCAAGAAGAAGAAGCCUGCACCCGCCGGAAGACGCUCAAGCGAGUAUGGUCGGGAAGAUAUGCCUUCGCCUCGCCCAGCGCCUCCGAUACCCACCGCCAUGGCACUUCCCGGCAUGAGCCGUGAAAGCCACAAGGAAGAGGCUGAUGACGUCGAAGAGCAAGAUUCGCCCGUUGGUGAGGAUAUUACCCCCAUCGCUACGACCAGUCCUCGACCUACGGCAAGCGAGCCUUUGAAGAGCCCCUUGGCUCCACCUCCUGUUCCGGGAGGCCGACCGGCGCCACCUCCAGUCCCAGCCGAGUCUCGACCGGCGCCGCCACCUCCUCCGGCUGCAAUCACCUCGCCGAGCAUUGGAUCGGAAUCGGAUGAUGAACUGUCAGAAAGCCAGAUGCGGUCACUCGAAACCCCAAGAUCAGAGGCUCCACCGUCUGCCCGAGCUCCUCCACCUCCGAUUCCCAUAGCCUCGCCCACCAUGGCGCCAACCUCUCCUCGUCCUGGUACCAGGAGCUCAUUUGGAGGGGAUGAGCUAUCUCCCACAUCACCAAGACUGCCAAGCAAGCGGGAUAGCCGGCCGCCUCCAAUCCCAGGCGCUGCUCCGCCUGCCCCAUCGCAAAGCCGGCCUCCACCACCUCCUCCCCCAGGAGCAGCGCCUGAGAGAAGUUCUACUUCGGAUGAGCGUGUCGCUCCCAUGAAGCCAGGCCGUCUUGACAACGGGGAAGAGGGUGAAAUCACCGAUUAUGAUGGAGACUAUGAUACGGAUAUUGCCUCUUCGGUCCCUCACAAAGAUGCGUUGAAAUCGCACGCCCGGGAUUCCAGUCUAGAUGAUACCACAUCUCUUCGCUCACCAGUGUCCGAGGCCCCUCCACCAUCUCUUCCUCCGCCCAUUCCCGCCGCGGCCCCCAGAGCGAUCCCGCCGCCUGUUCCGAGCCAACCGCCACCUCCAGCGCGACCGUCAGCAGACAUGCCACGAGCUGCUCCGCCGCCGCCUCCGCCGCCAGCCCCUGUGCAAACGGAGCAAGAUGAUGAUGACGAGUAUGAUCCUUAUCGGUACUCUGGGGCGCAGCCUAGUGUUUCUACAAACGUGUCCUACAACAUACCAGCAGCUGAAAAUGAUGUCAAAUCGCCAGAGACGGCGCCCUCGUAUCAAUCGCCGCCUCCACCGCCUGCUAACCGAUCUCUCCCACCUGCUCCUCCUUCUCAGGCCGCCCCGAGCAGGGCUCCACCACGACAAUCGAUGGAUGCCCAAAGGCCAAUUGGAGGACGUAGAUCGAUGGAUGUUGGACGGCCAUCACUCUCGGUUGAGUCUGGAUUUGUUGCGAAUGACGUUGACCUGGCUCAACACACCAGCUGGUGGCUGCAGCCAAAUGGGUUGCCACCAGUCUUCCAAGGCCGGAGGGAUAUCUUCUUCGAAUCGGAUGAGUCCACUACUUCGGCACCCGGCGGUAGAACUGUAGUUACCAAGGAUGUCUACGUACUGUUCCAGGACUACUCGCAGACAAUCAUCACCAUCCGUUUUGAUCCGCAGAAUCCUGCUGAUACAAAUCUGGAUCAAAGACACGAGCCUCCCCCGCGCAGUCUUCGCCAAGAUCAACUGGAGCAGGCAUAUGAACGUUUCGGUCUUGAGAUAUCCAAUGCUGUUGCGUCCAAGAAGGACUCAGUCGUUGGUGAUGGUUCGCCCCAAGCGUUGGUAUACGAACUCUUGAAACCCCUCAAGGACGUUUUACUUCCUGUGGGGACCCGUGCCUAUGGUGCUCUUGUUUAUGCCAACAUGGCAAAUGCCUCGACUCACAUGACGGAUGAGAUCAGACCUGGCGAUAUCAUCUCCAUCAGAAACGCCAAAUUCCAGGGCAAGCACGGUCCCAUGCACGCAAAAUACUCGGUUGAAGUCGGCAAGCCUGAUCACGUUGCGGUUGUUGCGGAGUGGGAUGGUACCAAGAAAAAGGUGCGAGCUUGGGAACAAGGACGCGAAAACAAAAAGGUGAAGCAGGAAUCCUUCAAGCUCGACGAUUUAAGGUCCGGAGAGGUCAAGAUCUGGCGCGUCAUGCCGCGCAGCUGGGUCGGCUGGGACUCUCAGAAUUAG
Messenger RNA from Pestalotiopsis fici W106-1, 3579 nucleotides. RefSeq lists its product as uncharacterized. Gene Ontology annotation, biological process: protein transport to vacuole involved in ubiquitin-dependent protein catabolic process via the multivesicular body sorting pathway. The record is from RefSeq and is a predicted model, not a curated record. Gene Ontology annotation, molecular function: protein binding. The transcript has 3 exons. NCBI's taxonomy places the organism in Eukaryota, Fungi, Ascomycota, Sordariomycetes, Amphisphaeriales, Sporocadaceae. The coding region runs from base 1 to 3579 and encodes 1192 amino acids. Gene Ontology annotation, cellular component: ESCRT-0 complex.